Paramecium sonneborni is the source of this 2720-nucleotide messenger RNA. The record is from the annotation of a GenBank genome assembly. Lineage: Eukaryota; Ciliophora; Oligohymenophorea; Peniculida; Parameciidae.
AUGAAUUAAAAAGACAUAGCAAAAGAAGUCUUAGCUGUUUCUUUACAUAUUGCAGACGCUGAUAAAUUUAAUUUUGAGGAUUCUAAAAAAAGAAUGCAAUUAUUAACAGAAUCUGUAUUAAAAACAAGUAUUAUUUUGAUCUUGAGAAUAGAUUUAUUGAGAUAAAAACCUAAUAAAAAUUGCAAUUAAACAGUUGAUUUAGAGUUUUAAUAAAUUGAUAAUUUAAAAGAUCUACUGCCUCAUUUGGCAGAAUGCAGCAAUUUACGUGAAGUAUUAUGAUAAUGCAUCAAUCAAGUUAAUAUUGCAUGGUAAUCGUUUACAUACCUUACCUGAAGAUCUUUCUACAUUGAGUACUGUUGAAACUUUAGAUAUUUCCAAUAAUCUUUUUGAUGAUGUAAUUACUUUUACAUUUUAUAGAUUAUUCCUAUCAUCAAUGCUUUAAAAACUAUGCCUAAAUUAGUUCAUCUUCAUAUCGGAUUAAAAAAUAUUAAUGAAGAAAAAUUUGUAAUCCAAUAAUUACCAAAUCUUAUUACAUUAAAUAAUAGAAGACUCAAAUUCUUUGAUCAAUUAGAUAGUGAUAGACCUUCUGAUAGACAAUCAGUUAGAUCUGAAAAAUCUUAUUAAAGUGAAAUCACUUUCAAUUAAGAAGAUGUAGAUAAUGUCGAAGUACUUAUUUAUCUAAUUAAGUUAAAAGAAUCUUUUUAAUCAAAUUUGUAAUAUAUAAAAUAAUUAAAAUCAAUCAAAAAUCAACUCUCCUUAAUUGUCUGAUCAUGUCAAAGAUGUUAUGAUUGAUUUUCAAAACAAAGUCUAAUAAACUCAUUCCAAACAUUUUCUUGAUACACAUAUACUUAGAGUAAAUAUUCAAUUUCUAAUUAGGCUAAAUAUGAUUUAUAUGAAAUCUGUUUUAGAGAAUUAAUAGAAUAUUUUAGGAAUAACAAUAAUAAACUUGAAGAAGUCUUAAGAACAUUGUAAUUAGAACAUUCCAAUAUUUUCAAUGACUUAACUAAUAUCAUUUACAAUCUUAGAGAUUAUAAAAAAAUAUAAAAAGAACAUUAAGAACUUGAUUAAUUCAUUUUAAAUAGUGAUUUUGUCAAAUCAUUAAAUAAAGAAAUUCAACUAUUUAAAGAAGAUUUUGAUCGACUAUUAGCUGAAAAAAAUAAAAUUCUCUAAUAGAAAGACUAAUUGUAUGAAAUGGUCUAGAAUUUAAAAUUAUAAGUAAAUACUUUAUAGAAUACUGUUCUAAAAUAAGAAUAAGAGAAGGAUGAUCUGAAUAAUAUUGUUUCUUAAUUAGAAUAUUAAUUUGCUCAGUAAUAAUAAAUUUAAAGAUCUCAUAGAAAUAGCUCUAAAUAAAUUUAAUCAUCUAAUUAAUCUUUUUAGGAUAUUCAAUCCUUUUCUAAUUUUUAAACUCAACAAGUAGUAAUGUUUGUGAAAGGAACUUAAACUGAGAAUAAAUAAUUAUUCUCAAAAGAAAGCUAAACAAUAAAUCAUCAAGAUGAUAAUAUAAUACUUACUAAAUCAAUUAAUAUGCAAUCAUUUCAACUAAAAUAUGAAGAUUUAUAAUCAUAAAAUGAAUAACUUUAAUAAGAAAAUAAAAAAUAUUUAGAUAUGAUUAUUAGAAAAUCAAAAAUUGAAAAAAAUUCAAAUUUAAUCUCUGAAAUCACUUAAAAAUAAUCUGAAAGUCCAAGUAUAAUUGAAAAAAAGAGAUAAAAAACUUUAUCAGAAUUCCAUAUUCUUGUUUAACCUUAAUCAUUUCGACCCUUGACAUUAAAAUAACUAAAAGAUAUAAUUUAGGAUAUUUAUGAGAGCAAAUCUAAACACGAUAUUCGAUAAUAUGAAAAUAAAUUGCCUUUUGAAACUAUUGAAUAACAUAUGUACACAUAUUUAUAUUGUAAAUAUGGAUUAAAAGUAUUUUCAUUUAAUAUAAAUAGAAUUUAGCUUUAGAAUGGGUUGCUUGUAUUAUUAAUGCCAUCUAAAAAUAUAUUGCUGAAGAUAAUGAUGUUAGUGUAUUUGCAUUAGUGCUUAAAAAUAAUUUAGAUGAGGAUUUUCGAUUAUUAUAAUCUUAGCGUAAAUAAAACAUUGAAUAGAUUAUUAAAGUAAUUAUUUAAAUUCAAGUUUAGUCAACUUUGUAAGCUAAAUACAAAACAAAAUCUAAGGCAGAAAUUAUGGAAAUGGUCAAAUAAAAAGUUACAGGAUAGAUAACCUAACAAGAAGUCAUAGAUAUGUUGAAAAUUUGUUUUCCUGAAGAAGAAGAAAAAGAAAUUUUACUUAGUUAAUUAAAGAUUCAUUAAAUUAAAACUGUAGUUAGUGUUAGCCCAAUUAAAAAAACCAAUCAAAAAGAAUAAUAAAGAAGACCUAGUGCUUAAAAAGAACCUAUUAAAUAUGACUAUUCUGUAUUUAUCAAACUUAUACUUGAUCAUUUUAUGAGUCAGUAUAAAUAAUACUUAGCAAAUUUUUGUAUUGUAUUUGAUUAAGUUGAUCAUGAUAAAGAUGGAAUUCUGAAUUAAGUAUUUAAUAAUAUUUAUUAACUUUAGUAAUAAUUUUUUAAGUUAACUGAAAGUAUAAAGCCAAAAUUAAAGAAUGAAGAAUGCUCUCAAAUUUAUGAAAUGUUAGAUCCAUUUUUAAAUAAUAAAAUUACAUUUUCAUAAAUUGUUAGAGUGUUCAAAAAUCUUUAAUUCUACAAUAAAUAUGUUGACCUAAUUUAAUAGAUAUCUAUAGUUUGA